Pundamilia nyererei is the source of this 1510-nucleotide messenger RNA. The record is from RefSeq and is a predicted model, not a curated record. Lineage: Eukaryota; Metazoa; Chordata; Actinopteri; Cichliformes; Cichlidae.
AUGAUAGUCUGGGCUGUCCUCGCUCUGGGUCUGUGUGGUGUUCUACCUACACUAACAGAGGUUGUCAACGACUUCACACGCUGUUCAGGGUUCUUCUACAAAGGAAGCCAACCUCAAGGUUUUGAUCAAAAUGCCCAAAAAAUAUGUCAAAAGUUUGAAAAUAGCUCGUACUUCUUCGCUUCGCUGUAUUCUACUGCCAAAAGGACCCCACUCUACAGCGCCUACACCUUUGACUAUGCGUGCAACAACCAGGAGGGACGGAAAACUGGGAACUGGUUCAUUGAGCCGCAGAUGUUCCCCAGGGUGAGGAACAUGACUUACGGUAGGGCCUCGUUCCACCAUUACGGUCCUCACCUGUGGAACAGCCUGCCGGAGAGCCUCAGGGCUGCAGAGACCCUCUCAAAGCACGAGAUUCCUGCCUAUUCAACUGUGGCUUACAUGAAAAGCUACACUACAAGCGAGUCACAAAAUAUCAAAGCCAAACAAGCUGUUAAUGCUGACUACUCGCACACUGGCUAUGACCGAGGUCACCUGAACCCAAACAGCUACCAGUGUGGUCGAGGGCGCAUCGCCACCUUCACCCUCACCAACAGUGCCCCCAUGGAUGCCUGCUUCAACCGGGUCCACUGGAAAGAAUGGGAGACUGCAGUGAUUCGAAUUUUAAAAGACCAAAACCCAGCAGGUACAGCUUACCUGGUGACAGGGACUGCUUACCAGUUGACAGGGACUGUACCCUCAGAACACAAAAGAAUACCAGUGCAGGGGAUUUUUGAUAAUGAUAAUGAAAGGGACUACAACAGGGUGACAGUCCCCACACAUAUCUGGACAGCAGUGUGUUACGAUCAUCCAGAUGAUGAAGAGGAGUCCUUCUCUUUUGGUUACAUAGGAGUAAAUAAACCUGAUGGCAUUAUCAAAGUCAAAUCAGUUCAACAGCUGAAAAGGCGCCUGUCUGACCUCUACUGCAGCCCCAACUUAAACAUUUUUGCUGAUGACUGCUCUUUUCCAAAUAGCAAAAAGGGUAAAUCGGAGAUGCUGGUGAAGAAGCUACUUAGAACAGUUCAGCUGCCAAUGGUAAACCGACUCGGCAUGUCUCCAGAUGCCGGGAAUCUUCUUCACACCGCCUUGAGCCACUCCGAUGAUGAGGGACAGUUGCAUCCUACAAAAAGAGUCAAGUUCACAGACAUCAAAGUAGACUUCAUUUACAACUCUGUACAAACAUGGAUGACAGGAAUGGAGGACUUGAAAUUUGCCAGUGGACUUUCUUGCUUGUUUGAUACUCCCUUCUAUGGGAGUAUCGUCGCAGAUCAUCCCCCAGCCGUGAGGGAUGAGCUGCGACGCAAAAGACAAACAUCCCAGGAGCUCGUCUGCAGACUUAGACCAGAGGUCCUAGAUGACUGCUCAACCUCCUGCCUGUACGUAGAUCAAGCUAAAGACUACUAUUGCUCCACCGGAAACAUAACUGUACGAUGCUCGCCAACAUACUCAGACAUAACCGUAGAAGGACAGAGAU